Molecule: messenger RNA, 630 nt
Organism: Sphaeramia orbicularis (orbiculate cardinalfish)
Lineage: Eukaryota; Metazoa; Chordata; Actinopteri; Kurtiformes; Apogonidae
Gene: c1h17orf67
Product: chromosome 1 C17orf67 homolog
Exons: 4
Coding region: 104-376 (90 amino acids)
Source: RefSeq, a predicted model, not a curated record
UUUCUCCUUUUGUGGGUGACGUUCUGGAGGAGGAGGGGGAGGAUGUGCCCUUCCUUCCCCUCUGUGGACUCUGGACCCUCAGUCACAGAGAAGGCUGAGCAACAUGAAGAAGCUGGUGGUGUUUUUGCUGUGCCUGGCCCUGCUGGUCAUCUACACAGAUGCAAACCCCAUCAUCAAGGAGAGCUUUGCUAAGCAGCUUCUCCGCAGUAAGAGACAGGAGCGCCCAGUGAAACCAGGACACCCUGAUGAGCCCAUGAGGGAGCACCUGCUGCACAUGCAGGCUCUGGAUCAGAGGGCCCAGGAGACCAACCUGGAGCACUGGCUGAACCCACACUGCUACCCACGCUGCGACAGGAACUACGGAUACCCCGUCUGAUGAGGACCGACGUCCCACAAGAAACGGGAGCAACAUCGAGACUCAGUAAUGGCAUCAGUGGGAAAACAUGACGGAAACAAAACCACUUCUCGUGCUUUGGUUUCUGCUUUUUCUGCUGCUGAAUAAAUAAAUACUGAUACUGAAUAAAUGCUCAUGCAUGUAUAAUCCUUUAAUAGUGUAAUAGUGUAGUUACCAACACCAAGGCUACAUGUUUUUCCCUGAAUUAAACAACACAAUAAAUUUUUUACAAGCAU